GGAUAAUCCGCUUAUCUUAUCGGACCUUGAUCAGCUCCGCCGUAAGAAAAACAGAAAACCAUCAGUAGUGAAAAUGCCAAAAGUCAUGCAUGCCCAACCGCGAUAGCUUCAUCCCCGGAGCAAGGAUUUUUUCAUUUCUAUCAAUUUAUUUCUCGUUUCUUUGAUCAGCUGCAAUGUCUCGUCGGUCGCUGUUGAGUCCAUUACACACCUAUAUGCGCUUAUCUAUAGCACCUUUUGUUCCCUUGAAUCAUGUGAGACGUGCUUCACUCAACUCGGCCAUUGGUCGUGGCAUCCGCAAGACCCAGGGUUUAGAGGGCUCCCCUUCAUCGCGAAAUUCGUUUGACUCUGACUAUGAACGGCCUCAAAGGCAAAGAAGGGAGUCAAAGCCGUACAGAACGGAGAAGAGCCAACGCGGAGAAAGGGUUGAGGGUGACUUUGACGAAGAUGAGUUUAUUAGGACAGGGAACUUCCGUGCGUUGCCUCGUGAGCAUCAACGCUUCCAGAACAAUAGGAAGCCCAUGAGGAAUGGAAAUAUGGGGCGUAAUGAUCGUGAGAUUCGUGACAGACCUCAUGAAAAGCGCCUCCCUCGCCGAACAGAGACACCGAAACACCACCGUGCUACAGAGAAAGUACCAGAGCGGAUCAAGGAGAACGUCCAAGUCCCAGAUUCAAUUCCAUACACGACACCUGCAUCAGAAUUCGUUUAUGGAACCAGCGCGGUGGAGGCUGCCAUGCGCUGCGGCAGACGUCGCUUAUACAAACUGUAUCUGUACCAGGCUGCCGGUGAAGAACUGAACUCUUCUAAGGUUGCCCUGCGCAAACUUGCUCUUUCGAAAAAUAUCAAAGUUAAGAUGGCCUUCGCAGGAUGGGAUCGUCUUUUUGAUAAAAUGAGUUCUAGUCGGCCUCAUAAUGGUUGCAUCCUGGAAGCGUCUCCUUUGCCUAGGUUGCCUGUGAGGAGCUUGAGGAGCGUUUCAUCUGUGGAAGAGGACUGUUUCAGUGUGGAACUGGGCGUUCAGUCAAGAGAAGAAGCAUUGGUGAAUAGCACAAAUGACCGCAUUAAGAUUAAUCAUUGGCAACAAAGAAGAAGAUACCCCGUCGUUUUGUUACUGGACGGGAUUGUGGACCCUGGAAACCUGGGUGCCAUCAUUCGCUCCGCAUAUUACCUUGGAGUCGAUGCUAUUGUUUUCGCUGGUCGAAACUCGGCCCCUCUGUCUCCUGUGACAAUCAAAGCCUCGGCUGGAGCGGCCGAAAACAUGACUCUUCUCGAAGUGAGCAAUGAAGUAGAUUUCAUCCAGCGGUCGAAGGCCAAUGGAUGGAGAUUCUACGCCGCAGAUGCCCCAGGCCCAGCUUCCACAUAUGUGGACAACCUUUCUGCUGUGGAUGGUAAAGAUGGGGACCAUAGUGGCAACCAAUCGCCUUGCGUUAUCAUGAUGGGAAGCGAGGGAUCCGGAUUGAGUCGUCACAUCAAAUCGCAUGCGGACUCUAUCGUGAGUAUCCCUGGGGCUAGACUCGGCACGCCCCUUGGUGUCGAAGCUGAUCCUUCCAGAGUGGACAGUCUCAACGUGAGUGUGGCUGCGGCGCUGUUGAUGGAAAUGUUUCUGCGAGUACCACUUGCGGUGGCCGGUGUGCCUCUAAAGAAAUCUAGGUGAGCCUGGAACAGAAGGAAGAUCUAUAAAGUAUUUGUAAAUAUAUCACUUGUACAUUAGCAUAAUCCAACCCUAUAUACAAA
Messenger RNA from Aspergillus alliaceus, 1729 nucleotides. RefSeq names its product RNA methyltransferase. Bases 174 to 1649 code for a protein of 491 amino acids. NCBI's taxonomy places the organism in Eukaryota, Fungi, Ascomycota, Eurotiomycetes, Eurotiales, Aspergillaceae. Gene Ontology annotation, biological process: rRNA methylation. Gene Ontology annotation, cellular component: mitochondrion. Gene Ontology annotation, molecular function: RNA binding; RNA methyltransferase activity. The transcript has a single exon. The record is from RefSeq and is a predicted model, not a curated record.